Magnolia sinica is the source of this 706-nucleotide messenger RNA. RefSeq lists its product as uncharacterized. The record is from RefSeq and is a predicted model, not a curated record. The transcript has 3 exons. The coding region runs from base 59 to 460 and encodes 133 amino acids. Gene Ontology annotation, cellular component: chloroplast envelope. Lineage: Eukaryota; Viridiplantae; Streptophyta; Magnoliopsida; Magnoliales; Magnoliaceae.
AGCCUCUGCUGGAUCCUCUCUCUCUCUCUCUCUCUCUCUCUCUCUCUGCGUUGAGAAAAUGAAAAAGAAGCUGCUGUCCUCCGCGCCAUGGAGAGAUGAAGAGAAAUCCGAAAAAUUCGAGGAUGCGAAGCUCAGAGCCACCAAUCAGCCGGGAACGACACCGACCAUGCAUGUCCCUCGCAAGAAAUCUGUAUCAUCGAAAGCCACUGAUGAGGACGAAUCAAUCGAGAUUGAUCCUGAGCUCCGAUACAGCUUCCAGAGGAAUGUUCAGUUUCUCAGACGAGUGUUUAGCAUUGACACCAUCGUGAAGCCGCUUCCUCCUGCGAUGGCGUACAAUGUUUCACGCAAUUUGAGCUUUUUCACUCGCAUUUUCACACAGUUCUUUGAUCCAGAGGGUAUAUCGAAUGCCCAGAAAUCGCUUGGGUUAGGCCAAGAAGAGAAGGUGCGGCGCGUCCGUUGAAUAAUUCUCAAAAAUCUAUCGGAUCGUUUCUAUAAAUUGGUUGUCAUGCUUGUAUUUUUUUUUAUUAGUACUGAAAAUUAGAGUGACAGCUUUUUUGGCAUUACUACUUUAAGCAAUUGUGGGCGUUUUUAAUUCUCAAAGUUGAUUUUAGAUGCCAUGAAGGUGUUUGUUUAUCUUCCUGACUUCAAGAUGCUUCCAAUAUUAUUAUUAUUUUUGGCAUCAAGGGGUGGAUGUGAUUUUGAGGGA